This is a messenger RNA of Daucus carota subsp. sativus, 2883 nucleotides long. RefSeq names its product pentatricopeptide repeat-containing protein At4g04370. Bases 92 to 2413 code for a protein of 773 amino acids. Gene Ontology annotation, biological process: RNA modification. The transcript has a single exon. Gene Ontology annotation, molecular function: protein binding; RNA binding. The record is from RefSeq and is a predicted model, not a curated record. Gene Ontology annotation, cellular component: intracellular membrane-bounded organelle. NCBI's taxonomy places the organism in Eukaryota, Viridiplantae, Streptophyta, Magnoliopsida, Apiales, Apiaceae.
AGUUUAGAAAAAUUGUGAGUUUGCCGCGAAAGAUAAUAAUUCUAUAGUUUUGAGAAGGAAAAACAGUCUUCUUCUUCUCAAGCAUGAAGCCAUGAAGAAGCUAAAACAAGCUCUUUCAAACCCCCGAAAGCCCCAAUUUUCACCACAACCCCACCUCACAACACACUUUUGCAACUCCAUUAUCAACCGUCACUCUUCCAAAGGGGCUCAUGCAUCUGUUCUUCACGCAUACAUCUCCCUGUUUCAACCCAACAAUAUAUCUCCAGAUGCCUAUACAUAUCCAAGCCUACUCAAAUCUUGCACGUUUUUCAACCUUUUUCCACAUGGGGUUUUGUUUCAUCAGCAGAUUAUAGUUAAUGGCUUCUCCUCAGAUGCUUAUGUUGCCUCUUCUUUGAUCAAUUUCUAUGCUAAGUUUGGGUACACGAAUUAUGCACGCUAUAUGUUUGAUGGAAUGUCUAACAAAAAUGUGGUUCCGUGGACGGCUAUGAUUGGGUGUUACUCGAGAAUUGGGGAUGUGGGUACUGCAUUUUCGAUGUAUAAGAGGAUGGUUUGGGAGGGAGUUAGGCCUAGUUCGGUUACUAUGUUGGCAUUGUUGUCGGGUGUUUGUGAGGAUGUUUUAAGUGUGGAGUGUUUGUGUGGUUGUGUUGUGAAGUUGGGGUUUGAUUGUCAUGUGGCUGUGGUGAAUUCGAUGGUGAGUUUGUUUGGGAAAUAUGGAAGAGUUGAGGAUGCAAGAAAGUUGUUUGAGUCGAUGGGUGGGAAAGAUAUUGUUUCGUGGAAUUCUUUAGUUUCAGGUUAUGCCUUGACCGGGAAUGUCAGGGAAGUUAUGUUUCUUAUUAAUAGAAUGAGGUUUGAAGGCUUGGAACCUGAUCAUCAGACUUUUGGGGCAUUGGUGUCUGCUACGGUAAGGCAGAAUAAUGUUAAUACGGGAAAGUUGGUGCAUGCUCAUAUUUUAAGUUCUGAUUUUCAGUUAGAUCUACCAGUUAAAACAUUGCUUAUUUCUAUGUACUUAAAAUUUGGGAAUCAUGAUUAUGCGUAUACUAUAUUUAAACAAACAUUAGACAAGGAUACUAUGCUGUGGACAACUAUGAUCUCCGGUCUUGUACAGAAUGAUUUUGCAGAUAGGGCAGUUGUUUUGUUUCGAGAAAUGUUGAGUUCUGGAGUGAUGCCAUCUUCUGUUACGGUAGCUUGUGCUCUUGCAGCUUGUGCUCAUAUAGGUGCCCUUGAUUUGGGAACCUCAAUUCAUGGUUACAUGGUAAGGCAACAUAUGUCUGUUGAAGUUGCUACCCAGAACUCCCUUGUGACAAUGUAUUCGAAGUGUGGUCAUCUGGAGCGAAGUUGUAAAGUUUUUGAUAUGAUGGACAAAAAGGAUAUUGUCUCCUGGAAUGCUAUUGUUUCUGCGCAUGCACAGAAUGGAGACUUAUGUAAAGGUAUGUGUUUAUUAAAAGAAAUGAGGUUAGCCUCUGAAAUCCCGGACUCAAUAACUGUUGUCUCACUUCUCCAAGCUUGUGCGUCCAUUGGGGCAUACCAUCAGGGAAAAUGGAUUCAUAGCUUUAUCAUUCGAAAUGCCAUUGAAUCAUGCAUCUUGGUUGAUACAACUUUAGUUGAUAUGUACUCCAAGUGUGGUAACUUAGAAAGUGCAAAAAGGUGUUUUGACCGAAUGUUAAAGCAUGAUGCGGUUUCCUGGAGCACCAUCAUUUCUGGAUAUGGUAGUAAUGGUAAAGGAGAAACAGCAUUGGAGCUGUAUGCGGAGUUCCUCAGAACAGGCCUAAGACCGAACCAUGUAAUUUUCUUAUCUAUUCUCUCUGCCUGUAGUCACAGUGGGCUCGUUGAUUACGGUAUAAGGUUGUUCCACACAAUGACAAAGGAUUUCCAGCUCGAACCAAAAGUAGAGCACUGUGCUUGCAUUGUUGAUCUCCUCUGUAGAGCACGUAGGGUUGAAGAUGCCCAUGACUUUUACAAGAAAAUGUUUGCAGAACCAGUAGUUGAUGUCUUAGGGAUUCUGCUUGAUGCUUGUCGUAGCAAUGGCAAGGCAGAACUUGGUGAAACUAUUGCUGAAGAGAUAUUAAUGUUGCAGCCUGGUGAUGCUGGAAAGUAUAUGCAACUGGCACACAACUAUGCCUCCACAGCUAGAUGGGACGAUGUUGGCAAGGCUUUGAUUCAGAUGAGAUCUCAAGGCCUGAAAAAACUUCCGGGCUGGAGUUUUUUUGAAUCUCAAGGGACCAUCACAACAUUUUUCACUGAUCACAGUUCACAUCCACAGUAUGAAGAAAUUGUAGCAAUUUUAAUGUUUUUGAGCAAAGAAAUUAGGAAGCCAGACAUUAUGACCCCCGAGAAGGAAAAAAUAGAUGGAGAUUACAGAAAUUUUGAAAACACUAGCUUCCUCAUGCAAGAACUACUGCAUGUGGAGUCUUGAAAACAAUGUUAUAGGUGUUUGCUUCAAUGCAGUGAUGAGUGGAGAUGCAAAAAUGGCUCUGGUUGUUGAUACAGCUAAUUGGCAACUACUGUAUUGCCAGGAGGUCAACAAAAUGCAGACACUAGAAGAUAUAGGAAGAUGCAGCACUUGGUAAUUGCAGCAUUGCCCACAAAAUGAAGAUUUUUUGGAUUCAACCAACAGUUAUCAAGGACAGGGGAAAAAAGUAUUUUCCUGUGUUAAAUUCAAUCUGGUAAACACUAGGUAAAGCUGACACUUGAAGGUAGAUUUGGACUAAAUCUGAUGAAGCUAGCUUUGAUUGCAAAUUUACUAAGAAGGCUUUAAGUUUCGGUUGAGGGUAACUUUGCUUAGCUAAACAAUUGUACUGGUUUGCAAAAGUUCUCAAACAUUUCCUCUUACCAACCGUAGCAGUACAAAGAAAUCUGCAAGGCUACAGGGUGUAAGGGUCUCAG